CUGUCCUGCAGGUGGCAGUAGUUCGCCGCUCUUCCCAGCGGUCAGUGACGUUGCACAGUGGCACAAAAAUCCACAGUAAUAGACCUACAGUCGCUUCAUCAAGACUAAGCUAGGAUAGCAGGACCUGGACAGAAAGGCAUAGCUUUCCUCCCGUAGUGAAGUGUUUGUCCCAUCCAGGUUAAAAGUGGAGGUCUGUAUGUAAACCUCCCCUUUCCUGUCCUCGAAGACCUCCCGAAACCACCUCCUUCCUCCUCCUCUGCCUCCUCUUCCUCCCUCCAUCUGCCCCUGUGAUGCCUCCUUCGUGCUUUGGCUGUCUGUCGCAGUACACCCAUCAUCAUUUGGUGGUCUUUCUCCUCACCUUCUUUAGCUAUGUGUUGCUACAUGCAUCCAGGAAGACAUUCAGCAAUGUGAAAGUCAGCAUCUCGGCCCAGUGGACGCCGUCCGUCCAGAACGACAGCGCUCCCGCGUUGUCCCCCGGUGAGACAUGGGAGGACAAUCAUCUCUUUGCUGAUGAAAAGCAGGCCACGCUGUUUCUGGGAGCUCUGGAUUCAAUCUUCCUCUUCUCAUACGCAGUGGGUCUGUAUCUGAGCGGCGUGAUUGGGGACAGAGUGAACCUGCGCUACGUGCUCUGCUUCGGCCUGUGUGGAUCUGCUGUAGUGGAAUUUCUUUUUGGCACCCUGACCGAAUGGCUGCACAUCUACAACGCCUACCUGUACUGCGGCCUGUGGGUGCUGAACGGCCUGCUGCAGUCCGCCGUCUGGCCCUGCGUGGUGGCCGUCAUGGGCAACUGGUUUGGCAAAACGGGGCGUGGCUUCGUGUUUGGACUGUGGAGUGCAUGUGCAUCUGUAGGCAACAUCCUGGGUGCCUUCCUGGCUUCAAGUGUGCUCCAGUAUGGAUAUGAGUAUGCCUUCCUGGUGACAUCUGUGGUGCAGUUUGCUGGUGGGGUGGUUGUGUUCUUUGGCCUCCUAACUUCCCCAAAAGAAGUUGGUUUGCACUUAGAAUCAGAAACUGGACUCAGCCCGGUCGAGACGGACAAGGACAGCCACAGACCCCUGAUGAGUGACGAGGAGGAGGAGGAGGGGAAGACAUACAGCCGACAAUGCCGCUCGGCUCAGCCACUGGAUGAACUUGUGGACGAGCCUUCUCAGGCUAUCGGCUUCUUCCAGGCUUUCUGCCUGCCUGGAGUCCUGCUUUACUCCUUGGCGUAUGCAUGCCUGAAGCUGGUCAACUACUCCUUCUUCUUCUGGCUCCCGUUCUACCUGAGCAACAACUACGGGUGGAAGGAGGCCGAGGCCGACCGGCUGUCUAUGUGGUACGAUGUCGGAGGAAUCGUCGGGGGAACCCUUCAAGGUCUGAUCUCUGACUUCAUGGGGAAGAGAGCUCCAGUGUUGGUUUUCAGCCUUGCAAUGGCAAUGGGCGCCCUUGUGGGAUACAGCCGCUCCCCUAAUGACAAGCUCAUAAAUGCAGUGAUCCUGGCUACCACUGGCUUCUUCAUCGGUGGCCCGUCCAACAUGAUCAGCUCGGCCAUUUCUGCAGAUCUGGGGAGACAGGACAUCCUGAGGGGCAGCCAGGAGGCUCUGGCCACAGUCACCGGGAUAGUGGAUGGAACCGGGAGUAUAGGGGCUGCUGUAGGACAGUACCUGGUGUCGCUAAUUGAGAGCAGUCUGGGCUGGAUGAGUGUUUUCUACUUCUUCAUUGUCAUGACAGGGGGCAGCGUGGUCUUCAUCACUCCCUUGCUGGUGAGAGAACUUCGAGACAUGUGGAGAGACAGGCAAGCUCUGCGACACCAGCUCUGAGAGCCCAACCGUCUGCCAGGUUCUUAUCAAGGAAAGCUCAGCGGGUCUGUUCUGGUUCCGCUUAUUAGGUUGGUUUCAGGAUGCGGAAGGUUCUCUGUUUGUCACAGAGUUAACAGAAACACAACAGCUUAAAAUGUACUGUAAGACUUCACUGAGCUGGAAUAGAGGUAGGGUUUAGUUGAAGUGCCUAAAGCCUAUAGAGGUAUUUAGCUUCAACCAUAAGGGUGUAUAUAUUUUAAUGAUAUACAUUGAUGUAAAUACUUCUCCCUUUAUGCACUUAAGUUAAUAUUUGAGUCUUAAAUCAGGAAAUCAAAUGUGAGACCUGUGGAGAAGGUCAAAAGGAAGAAUGUGAAUAGUGAUUGUAGCUUUGUAAUGUUGCACUGCUUUGCUUAAUAAGUCUAAAAAGAUUUUAAUGAACCACUUUAAUCUUC
Girardinichthys multiradiatus is the source of this 2227-nucleotide messenger RNA. It is a transcript of the gene slc37a3, whose product is annotated as solute carrier family 37 member 3. The transcript has 14 exons. The record is from RefSeq and is a predicted model, not a curated record. Lineage: Eukaryota; Metazoa; Chordata; Actinopteri; Cyprinodontiformes; Goodeidae. Gene Ontology annotation, cellular component: endoplasmic reticulum membrane. Gene Ontology annotation, biological process: transmembrane transport. Bases 291 to 1796 code for a protein of 501 amino acids. Gene Ontology annotation, molecular function: transmembrane transporter activity.